Molecule: messenger RNA, 2115 nt
Organism: Pieris rapae (cabbage white)
Lineage: Eukaryota; Metazoa; Arthropoda; Insecta; Lepidoptera; Pieridae
Product: nose resistant to fluoxetine protein 6
Exons: 13
Coding region: 153-2021 (622 amino acids)
Molecular function (GO): acyltransferase activity, transferring groups other than amino-acyl groups
Source: RefSeq, a predicted model, not a curated record
AAGUAGCUUCAUUGCAGCGCUGACUGCAGACUUGCAGCGCCACCGAAACUUGAUAAGAUAUAAAGAAUAUCGGCCUACAGAAUGCGUUCUAUAAAGCUGUCUGUUGUGUUUUUUUUUUAAUAUAUAAGGUUGUGUUGAUUGUACACUGGUGCAUGGAAAUCAAAAUGUUAUUUACAGUGUUUUUUAUUGUGUUAAUUAAUAAGUGCGUUGGUAUACCUGAGCUAAAUGACACGGAAUACUCCCGAAUGCCACCAGUAUUUAAAAUGGACCACUUUGAUGACUGCAUAUUUAAACCAAAUGGGACUUACUGCAUGGCUAAUUUCGUCUUAGUUUCAGAUACACAAAAUGAUCUCUUGGAUAUGAUAACGGAAUAUUCGAAGGCAGUAAAGACACGUUUUAAUCAUACAAAAUUGCGUCAUGGUAUUUGUGUUUCACAAAAAUGCAGAUACGUAGACUUUAGUAAUAAAGAGGAUCGCGGAUUGAACCUUGAAGCAUGCCUCAACAAAACGUAUUGGGACGAAUAUAAAUUAAAAACUAAAAUUAUUGAACCUUUAACGUGCAAUACUAAUGAAAAGGAAGAUGUUGAAUAUGAUGUACUUGAAAUCAUUGCGGCUGUUGUAUUUAUAUUAAUUCUAUUAACAAAUGUUAUUGGGACUAUAGGUGACUAUUACUGGAAUGGAAAUGGAAACAGCUACUUAUUGUGUUUCUCCGUAAGACGAAAUUGCCAUAAACUAUUUAUUUCAUACGCCAACUUUGACGAAGAUCAAGAACGUCUAAAAUCAAUACAUGGAAUACGGAUGUUAACAAUAGUGGGUGUUGUUGGCUUACACUCAGUUUUGAUAACAAUAACAACGCCUGCAAAUACAAGAUUUAUAGAAAAUCUUUAUGAUAACAUAAUCAACUAUGUAUACAUAAAUGGAACAAUUGUUGUGCAAUCUUUUUUUGUAAUGGCUGGAUUUCUCUUGGCAUAUAAUACAGAAACCGUGAAUUCAAGAGAAAAUGUGUCGUGGAAACUGAUUCCUUUAGGAUGUUUACGAACAUUUAUCAGAUUGACACCUUCAUACGCUGUCAUCCUACUCUUUACUAUGACUUGGCUUAAGCGUUUUGGCUUCGGACCACUUUGGCUGGGAAACAUCACACUUGAAGCCGAGUCCUGUAAAGUGAAUUGGUUGAGCCACCUUCUUUACUUCAACAAUUAUCUAGGCAGUAGCUAUUGUAUGCUACAAACCUGGUAUUUGGCAGCAAACGUGCAGUUGAUGAUUAUGGGUUACUUCAUAUGUGCACUGGCCAGAUCAACAAUUGUUAAAUGUUGGACACUGGGAAUUCUUUUCGUUAUUGGAAUCAUGCUACCUGCGGCGUAUACAUUCUAUUAUAAUUUGGAUGCUGUCCUUCUUAUGUCCCCUGAGUUUGCGUUUACUUUUAACGAUAACCCCACUUUCAAACACGUUUACAAGACGGGACAUACAAACAUACCAAACUUUAUAAUGGGCAUUGCUUUGGGAUGUUAUACUUAUUACUGUCAGAAGCAACAAGUCGACAUGGCUAAGUUUAAAAAAUAUAAGUUCCUUUUCAAUCUCCAGAUCCCUAUUAUAUUAACUAUGAUGUUGUUCGGAUCUAUAUUUAAGGAUGGCUUGGACAUUCCUCCCUACAUUAGAGCAAUUUACGCCGGUCUUAUAAAACCUAUAUAUGGGUGCUGUCUUUGUACUAUGAUUUUUGGCUCCGUAUUUAAAUUUGAAAAUUUCAUUAGACCCAUACUAGAAUGGCGGAUGUGGAAGGUUCCAGCUAGGCUGUCUUAUAGCGCGUACAUUAUCCAUGUUACCAUUAUACGACUUAUGACGGGACUUGGAACUUCAGUAUAUGAUGUUAACUACUUGCAUUUGUUACAAAUAGCUCUCGGAGUAUUGGUAAUAGUUUACCUAAUCACAAUUCCGUUUUGGUUGUGCAUCGAAGGACCUAUUAUCGCGCUAUACAAUUUAUCAAUGAGGAAAAAGACUGUGAGAGUAUCAGAAUCUUCUAAAUAAAUACUAGAUCGAUAUACGAAUUAUGUAAAGAUUGUAUAUAGCGAGUAAGUAUGUUGAAAAUAAUUAUGUAUAAAUAAAUUUUUUAUUUUCCUUU